This is a messenger RNA of Phytophthora infestans T30-4, 1395 nucleotides long. Its product is annotated as glycoside hydrolase, putative. The coding region runs from base 1 to 1395 and encodes 464 amino acids. Gene Ontology annotation, biological process: cellulose catabolic process. Gene Ontology annotation, molecular function: hydrolase activity, hydrolyzing O-glycosyl compounds. The transcript has 3 exons. The record is from RefSeq and is a predicted model, not a curated record. NCBI's taxonomy places the organism in Eukaryota, Oomycota, Peronosporomycetes, Peronosporales, Peronosporaceae.
AUGCUACGCUCAGCCGCAUUCCUGCUGGCGUUAGCAGCAACGGGACUUGUCCAAGCUGAUACAUUGUGUUCCCUGCCGCCAGUGACCUACGCAAAGGCCAAAACCGCGUACCCAGCGUCGGCAUUCGCUAUCGAAGCGCUGGAGAAAUAUGGUAUUGCGACCUGGUAUUCGGAUCGCAAAGAUAACGGAGACUAUGCUCAGACAGCUGCCAACCUGGUGUCAUCCUGCCCCGAAGACUCGCGGAUCAGCGUCGUAGUUCACGGCCUACCCAACAAAAACUGCGCUGCCAAGGAAUCGGCGGUGGGUAGUACCGUGCAGUCUGCGUCGGACUACGUGGCAUUUCUCAACACACUUACGUCAACUAUCGGCAAGAGGAAAGUGUUGUAUAUCCUCGAACCAGAUGCCAUCGGACUUUUAGCGGACACCACAGCUUGUGGCCAAAGUGCCGGGUACCUCGCCAACUUACAGACGGCGAUUAGUCUACUGUCCCAGAACGAAAACGCGAAGAUUUAUCUGGACGUGGGCAAUCAGACUCUCGAGAAUCCAGCAACCUCUACCGCCGUGACCGAUAUUGUGAAGCAGCUUGCGACGGCUGGUUCGAAGGUGAAGGGCAUCUCGCUCAACACCUUCAACUAUCAGUCAUCCAGCAAACUCUCGACACUAUGUAGCAGCUUUCAGAGCGCAAUUGGCUCCACAGAUCUCCACUGUAUCUUCGAUACUUCCCGCAAUAGAAAUGGUGGUAACGAGUGGUGCAACGUGAAGAGUGCGGGAAUUGGGGCGCUCCCCACCGAUCAAACAGGGAUCCGCAAUGUGGACUACUUCCUUUGGGGCACGCCGCCGGGCGUCAGUGACGGCACAUGCCAAGGUCAUACAGCUGAUUCCAUACCCGGUCCAGGCGCUGGUGUGUUCUUUAACGAACUGUUCCAGUCGCUCUGGAACCAGGGAAUUUUGGUUGUCGAGAAGGGAUACCCUUCUAUCGACGGCAUGGGUCGCAGCUUAACACCUUCGGCAUCGGCGAACCAGGAACAGCAGAGCCAGGACCAAAACGAGGAGCGCCAAGCGGUCACAUACAAUGCAACCGCUCCACCGAACUCGUCAAAGACUAGCGAAACGUUGACCCCUGCAUCACCGAUCCCAGUGUCAAAGGCACAGCAGGUCUCGACAGAGAGCUCACGUACCUCGACAAUGGGGACGGGAGUGAUCAUCUUUAUCGCGCUCGUGGCUGCCGCAGUGGUGGCUCUCGCUGUUAUUGUGGGCAUACGUCGCCGACAGAAGAAGAUGGUUAACGCAGCUAAGACGCCGGAGCUGUCUGCGUUGGCCCCGCUACCGACGACCAUUGUGGACUUCCGCCCUCAUAUUAGGACAACACCAGCUAGAGACUCCAACAUCCUCUAG